AUGGCCGCUGCCGCUGCUCCGGUCGAAUCUGGCGACGUGGCCGACCAGCCGGGACACGAGACCUACUUCGCCAAGCCCGAGCACUUUUUUCCGCAUCUCGCCGAGCACGGGAAAAUUCCGACGGCGCAAUUCCUGAGCGCCUGCCAGGGAAUUGCCGAUUUCGUGUGUAAGCGCUCCAAAAGCGGGCAAUUUUGUGAAGGGAAAUUGAAGAUUUUCAGCAUUUCUGGGCACCACGUUCACUCUGGUAAGGAAGGACAUUCAGGGAAACGUGGACAAGGUUCGGACGCGGUUCGAGAAGGAUCAGGACGGCCAAAAGUACCUGCAGGACCUGAUCGACGCGGAUUUGGCCGAACACGGCGGCAAAUUCGGAAUUGCCACCGAGGGAUUGCUCUGGCUGAAAAGGUUUCGAAAAUUUCUGCAUUUCUUGGAAAACUGCCUAAAAAUCAUCGCAAAACUUCAGUUUUUUCUCAAAAAUUACAGCUGUUAAGUGAAAAAUCAUAAAAUAAGACGAAAACAGUCUCUCUACACUUUUUUACUACAAUUUUACUACAAUCUCUUUACUACUACGUCGAAAACUGGCGAGCGUCCGGCCAGAAAAACGCGCAAAAAAAAACAACUCGCAUUAUUCCCCGAUAAACCGCUUUUCCGUUGCAGAGGACUGCAAUUCAUGCUGGAACUGCUCGCCGAAAUGGUCGCCUCGUACAACUCGGGCGUUCCGCACAACAAAACCGAAGAUCUGAGUGGCGCGGUGGCGAACGCGUACGCGAAAUCACUGAAACGGCACCACGGAUUCAUUGCCAAACAGGCGUUCAAGGUAAUACUAAUCAUUCGAAUUUCGGGCCAUCUUCACCCUUGCAACAGAGCGCAUUUGCAUUAAAUAUCUGAAAAUCGAGCUUUUCUAGAGUUUUUUUCCCAAUUGUUUCGUUCAGGUGGUAACAAUGGCGGUUCCGUACCGUCACACGAUUCUGAAAGCGGUGGCACUGGGCCAAGAGGGACUGGACGACGUCUGCAUUCGUCACAUUCAAUGCCAUCUCGACAAUUUCCGGCUCAACGUCAAAACUCUUGUCGAUUAUUACAUCGCCAAGGGCCUAGACACUCCGGACGUUUAA
Caenorhabditis sp. 36 PRJEB53466 is the source of this 1109-nucleotide messenger RNA. Lineage: Eukaryota; Metazoa; Nematoda; Chromadorea; Rhabditida; Rhabditidae. The record is from the annotation of a GenBank genome assembly.